This is a messenger RNA of Exophiala dermatitidis NIH/UT8656, 3177 nucleotides long. Its product is annotated as huntingtin interacting protein 1. The record is from RefSeq and is a predicted model, not a curated record. Gene Ontology annotation, molecular function: phosphatidylinositol-3,5-bisphosphate binding; clathrin light chain binding; phosphatidylinositol-3,4-bisphosphate binding. Bases 1 to 3177 code for a protein of 1058 amino acids. NCBI's taxonomy places the organism in Eukaryota, Fungi, Ascomycota, Eurotiomycetes, Chaetothyriales, Herpotrichiellaceae. The transcript has 2 exons. Gene Ontology annotation, biological process: clathrin coat assembly; actin filament organization; endocytosis. Gene Ontology annotation, cellular component: clathrin-coated vesicle; actin cortical patch.
AUGUCUUAUCCAGGCCUUGUUAGCGGCACCGGCCGCAAUAUCGACAUGACUAAAUCCGAAUCCGAGCUUGCCGUCAACAUCCGCAAAGCCACCAGUAUCGAGGAGACGGCUCCUAAACGUAAACAUGUCCGGAGCUGCAUCGUCUACACCUGGGACCACAAGUCCUCCCUGUCCUUCUGGGCCGGCAUGAAGGUCCAGCCAGUUAUGGCUGACGAAGUGCAAACCUUCAAAGCCCUUAUCACCAUCCACAAGGUGUUGCAGGAGGGUCAUCCUGUUACAGUCAAAGAGGCCCAACAGAAUGUCAAUUGGAUCGAGAGCUUGGCCAGAGGCGUUACUGGUGAGGGUCUGAGAGGGUACGGCCCGUUGAUUCGGGAAUAUGUCUUCUUCCUGCUGGCCAAACUAGCUUUCCACCGGCAGCAUCCCGAGUUCAAUGGCCUGUUUGAAUAUGAAGAGUACAUCAGCUUGAAAUCCAUCAACGACCCUAACGAGGGCUACGAGACCAUUUCGGACUUGAUGACUCUGCAGGAUCAGAUCGACACCUUCCAGAAACUCAUCUUUUCGCAUUUUCGGGGCGGCGCGAACAACGAGUGUCGAAUCGCAGCCCUGGUCCCCUUGGUGCAGGAAAGCUAUGGCAUCUACAAGUUCAUCACGAGCAUGCUGAGAGCAAUGCACACGACCACCGGCGAUGACGAGGCCCUGGAACCUUUGCGAACACGGUACGACGGUCAACAUUAUCGGUUGAUCAAGUUCUAUUACGAGUGCUCCAACCUGCGCUACCUGACCUCUCUGAUUACAGUGCCCAAGUUGCCCCAAGACCCGCCAAACCUGCUCGCCGAAGAAGAGGAGCGUCCCGCUCUGCCCAAGCGCCCCACGAAAGAGAUCGAGAAGGCGCCCACGCCUGUCCCCAAGAAUGGCACCCCGGACCCCAAGGAUAUGGAAGAUUUCUGGUCGAGGGAGGCUCAAAAACAACAAGAGGCUUACGAGGCCGAGCAGCGCCGGUUGCAGCAGGAGUGGGAAGACCAACAACGCGAGCAACUCAGGAUGCAGCAGCAGGCUCAACAGGCAUUUGAGGAGCAGCAAAGAAUGCAGGCUGAACAACAGCGGUUGGCGCAGGAACAGUUGAUGCGCGAUCAAAUGCAAGCUCAGACUCAAGGGCGGAUGGCCGAACUCGAACGAGAGAAUCUGGCCGCCCGCGCGCAGUACGAACGAGAUCAACUCAUGCUGCAGCAGUACGACCAAAGGAUGAAAGCGUUGGAAGAACAGCUUCAACAACUCAACAACAACUUCCAGAUGCAAUCGCAGUCCAAAGAUGACCAGAUUGCCGCCCUACAAGAACAGGUCAAUACUUGGCGGCACAAAUAUGAAGCAUUGGCGAAACUGUACUCGCAGCUACGACAGGAACAUCUGGAUCUUCUGCAGACCACCAAAUCGCUCAAACUCAAGGCCGCUUCGGCUCAGGAGGCCAUCGACCGACGAGAACGUUUGGAGCGUGAAAUGAAGUCCAAGAAUCUCGAACUGGCUGACAUGAUCCGCGAACGCGACCGGGCAUUGCACGAGAAGGAUCGUGUCCAAGGCGGACAUCGCGAGGAAGUGGAGAAGUUGAAGCGCGAGCUGAGACUCGCCAUCGAACGAGCCGAAGAAGCUGAAAAGGCCAAGGGCUCGGAACUGUCUUCGAUGCUGGCCAAAUACAAUCGUGAAAUGGCCGACCUGGAAGAGGCUCUGCGCAACAAGACGAGACAGCUCGAGGAGAUUCGUUCAAAGCAUGGUGACCGCAACGUCGACCAUGAACAAGCACUCCGCGAGAAGGACGAGGAGAUCGAAAUCUACAAGUCCGGGAUGGAACAAGCCCUGGAGGAGUUGGAAGAGCUCAAGCUAGGCAGCAAGGAGACCGAUGGCGCACUCGAUGGAGCGAUCGACGAAGUGAUCAAGGCCAACAUCAACAAGAUCAAUGACAUUAUCGAUUCGGUUUUACAGAGUGGCGUGCAGAGAGUAGAUGAUGCCAUGUACGAGCUCGACUCGCCCAUGCAGGCAGGUAACCAGAAUGCAACCGCGCCUUAUGUGCUGUCGCAGAUUGAAAAAGCGUCUGCCAGCGCGACCGAAUUUUCGACUGCGUUCAACAACUUCGUGGCAGACGGACCGAACAGCGACCACUCAGAAAUCAUCAAAACAGUCUCCGUCUUUGCGGCAUCCAUCGCCGACGUGUUGUCCAACACCAAGGGUCUCACUCGAUUUGCCACGGAGGAAAGAAAGGGUGAUCAGUUGAUUGACGCCGCCAGACAGGCUGCGCUCGCGACAAUCGCCUUUUUCCGCAAUCUGCAGUCGUUCCGAUUGGAAGGCCUUGAGCCCAUGCAGAAGAGCGAUGUCGUGAUCAACAACAACCAUGAUGUCCUGAUGAAACUUCAGAAGCUUUCGAAACUGGCGGAUGCAUUCGCACCCAAGAGUAGCAAGCUCAGCACCACGGGGGAUCUCGGUGAUCUGGUGGAUUCCGAAUUGACCAAGGCUGCCAAUGCCAUUGACGCGGCCGCUCAGCGUUUGGCCAAGCUGAAGAACAAACCGCGGGACGGAUUCUCGACAUAUGAGUUGAAAAUCAACGAUUCUAUUCUCGACGCCGCUGUGGCCGUUACCAACGCUAUUGCACAACUGAUCAAGGCGGCCACCGAUUCGCAGAACGAGAUUGUGCGCGAAGGCCGUGGAUCAUCGUCUCGGACCGCUUUCUACAAGAAGAACAAUCGCUGGACUGAAGGAUUGAUCUCGGCCGCUAAGGCGGUGGCUACGUCAACCAACACAUUGAUCGAGACGGCAGACGGGGUGAUUAGUGGUCGCAAUAGCCAUGAGCAGCUGAUCGUGGCAUCCAAUGAUGUUGCUGCAAGCACGGCGCAACUGGUUGCAGCCAGUCGUGUCAAGGCCAGUUUCAUGUCCAAGACCCAAGACCGUCUGGAACAGGCAUCGCGGGCCGUCGGUUCGGCUUGCCGUGCGCUGGUCCGACAGGUCCAGGAUAUUAUCAAACAGAAGCAGCAGGACGAGGGUGACAAUGUCGACUAUGCCAGUCUCAGCGGCCACGAAUUCAAGGUGCGCGAGAUGGAGCAACAGGUCGAAAUUCUGAAACUGAGAAAUGCUCUCGACGCUGCCCAAGCCAGAUUGGGCGAAAUGCGCAAGAUCUCGUACCGAGAGGACUGA